Vollenhovia emeryi is the source of this 1104-nucleotide messenger RNA. RefSeq lists its product as uncharacterized. The transcript has a single exon. The coding region runs from base 1 to 1104 and encodes 367 amino acids. NCBI's taxonomy places the organism in Eukaryota, Metazoa, Arthropoda, Insecta, Hymenoptera, Formicidae. The record is from RefSeq and is a predicted model, not a curated record.
AUGGCGGGCGGGUUUCCACUUCGCAAAUGGGCAGCGAACUGCCCCGAAAUUCUCGCGGGAAUUCCACUCGAGCACCGCCUAAGCAAGGAACCGCACUUGUGGGAACACGAGAUCCACUCCACACUGGGGCUGCGCUGGCAUCCGAGCGACGAUGCUUUCGCCUUCACAAUCCAACCCCGCACUGUCAGCAGCUACACCAAGAGGAGCGUUCUCGCGGAAACGGCGCGACUAUUUGAUCCGCUCGGAUGGUUGUCACCCGUCAUCAUUCGAGCAAAAAUCCUCCUCCAGUCGACCUGGAUGCAGCAGCUUGACUGGGACGCGCCGCUCCCGUCGGUGGACAUCCUUCACUGGAGACGCCUCUUCGAGGAGCUCCCGCUUCUCGAGGGUCUUCGCGUCAACCGCUGGUUGGGCAGCGGAGCUGAAAACUCACUCAUUGAGCUUCACGGCUUUGCCGACGCGUCCGAACGCGGAUACGCCGCCGCUGUCUACCUCCGCCUUGGGGACGGCAGCAAGGUCCGUGUGCAACUGCUCGCUGCCAAAAGCAAGGUCGCUCCGAUAAAACCAGUCUCGCUGCCAAGACUGGAACUCUGUGCCGCCGCCUUGCUCACGAAAUUGGUGGCGCACGCUCAAUCUAUCCUUAGUUUGUCCACAGCUCCGACUAUUCUCUGGUCCGACUCGACAGUUACGCUCCACUGGAUACAAGGCCAUGCCUCUCGGUGGAAGACCUAUGUGGCCAACAGAGUCGCAUAUGUCCAACAGCGUCUUCCCGAAGCCAAAUGGCGUCACGUUCCGGGCAUCGAGAAUCCCGCAGACUGCGCUUCCCGGGGGAUUGCGCCGAGCCAUCUCGUCCACCAUCCCCUCUGGUGGACAGGCCCUCCUUGGUUGCUCAAAGACCGAGCGAGCUGGCCACAGGAGGGUCUCGAAGUAGCUGACGAUGAGAUCCCCGAGAGGAGAACCACUGCGCAUGUGGCCGUCGCCAAAGUCGAGGACGAACCGGAGCUUCUCCUCCGGUUCUCCUCACUGCACCGGCUUCAACGAGUGACCGCCUGGUGUCUGCGUUGGCUCCGCGCCGCGAAAAAACCCGAGGAGCGCCGCGCGACAUAG